AUGACCGAUAAUAAUAUAUUUGGUAAUACAAAAAGAUUCAAUGACUCUAUUGAAUUAAUUAACAAAUUGGAAACACCAAGAUUUCAAAAAAUUUUAACAAGAGUUGUUAAUAAAAUUGGUCACAGGAAUGAAAGAAUAUUCACAGAAUCAGAAGAAAACAUUUUACAAAAUUUAUUUAAAAUAACAUCAUUAGAAUUUAAAGGUAUAUUAGAAUGUUGUUCAUUCAUUUUUGAACAAACAGCAUACUAUUCAUUAUCACCAAAUAAUUUAGUUAAUCAAUUGAAAAAGACAAUGUUAAACGAUGAUAAAACAUCAUGUUUUCAAUCAGUAUGGGAGGAUAACUCUGAACAUGUUUUAAACUUUUUAAGAACUCAAUCAAUUGCACCAUUACAAUUAAAUGAAAUUGGUUGGAGACUUCAUUAUCAAAUGUCAUCUUCAAAGACAAUUAAAAGAAAUGCAAGUGCAAUAAUGGAAUUAAAUUUUAAUAAUAAUAAUAAUAAUAAUAAUAAUAAUAAUAAUAAUAAUAAUAAUAAUAUUAAUAAUGAUAAAAUGAUUUUAGAAUUUAAUAAGGAACAAUUAUUAGAAUUUUAUAAUAAAUUAGAAAGUAUUCAAGAAAAAUUGGAUACAUUAGCAUAA
Messenger RNA from Dictyostelium discoideum AX4, 636 nucleotides. It is a transcript of the gene commd10, whose product is annotated as COMM domain-containing protein 10. Lineage: Eukaryota; Evosea; Eumycetozoa; Dictyosteliales; Dictyosteliaceae. The transcript is spliced from 2 exons. The record is from RefSeq and is a predicted model, not a curated record. Bases 1 to 636 code for a protein of 211 amino acids.